AUGUUUCCUAUAAGAAAACAAUUGUCUGGAGCAGAAAAAAGGAAGAAAAAACAAAAGGAAGAAGCUUUAAUUCAAAGCCAAGUAGGAAGUCUUAAUAAGUACUUCACUAACAGCCAAAAAGCAGAGCAAACAGAAGUAGCUGAACAACUGAAUCAGGAUGACACUGAUAAUAAGCUGAAUGAUCAGAAACAUAGUGAAUUGAAUGAACUUCAAAAUGAAGACCAAAAACAAUAUGGAAAUGAUAAAGUUGAAGUCAAUAUGCCUGAAAAUAACAGUGAUGAAGAUACAAAUCAAGAGAUCGUGUUCCCUUUAAAUGUUGAUGAUCCAGGAAAUUGGGACAAAAUGCAAAAUAUUAGGGAUUUUCUAGUUGAAAGAGGUCCUAGAAAAGAUGAUGAUAUUUUGUUUCCUCUUGAUAACACCGGCAGACACUUCAAUCCAUCACAUUAUAAGAGGCAAUUGCCAAAUGGCGAGAAAAGUGACAAAAGAUGGCUAGUGUAUUCUAUUUCUAUGGACAAGAUCUUUUGUUUCUGUUGCAAGUUAUUCAAGACUCAAAGAACCACAAUGAAACUUGGUCAUCUAGCUGACGAAGGAUACAAAGAUUGGAAGAAUAUCAGUCGAUGUCUCAGUCUUCAUGAAACUAGUAAAGAUCAUAUUGAUUGCAUGACUAGUUGGAUUGAAUUAGAAAGAAGACUUCGAAAGAAAAAGACAAUUGAUGAAAAUAUACAAGUAGCAAUUAACAAGGAGAGAGAACAUUGGAAACAAGUAUUGAAGAGAAUAAUUGCAGUUGUGCAAAGAAUUGCGAAGAAUAACUUGCCACUUCGGGGAGAUAAUGAGAAGCUUUAUGUUGAGAAUAAUGGAAUCUUUUUGCAGCUAAUUGAAAUGAUUGCUGAAUUUAAUCCAAUAAUGGAGGAGCACCUUCGGCGUGUUCAAGAAAGACAGAUUCAUUACACUUAUCUUGGUCCCAAAAUCCAAAAUGAAUUGAUACAGAUGUUGGCGGCUGAAGUAAGAAGUUCAAUUGUUGCAAAAAUUAAACAUGCAAAGUAUUUCACUGUCAUACUUGAUUGCACUCCAAAUGCAAGUCACGAGGAGCAGAUGCCCCUUGUAAUUAGAUGUGUGGAUGAUUCAGAAAAUGCAAUAGUGGUUGAAGAAUUUUGGAUUGGAUUUUUGAAAGUUAAUGAAACUUCAGGACUUGGGCUUUUUACAGAGCUUAAAAAUAUUUUGAACAAUCUCGAACUUGACAUUGAUAAUAUAAGAGGUCAAGGAUAUGACAAUGGAUCUAAUAUGAAAGGAAAACAUAAGGGUGUACAGAUCAAGCCACUAUCACAGAUACGAUGGGAAAGCCAUGUUGACAGCGUGAAGCCGAUAAAAGAUCAAACUUCGAAAAUACGAGAUGCUUUAAUUGAUUUGGCAAACAUUUCUGAUGACUCAAAAAUAAAGAGUGAAGCUGAGGGUUUGACAUCAUUUGAACUUGAGAAUUUUGAGUUCGUAUUUGGAAUGGUAAUUUGGUAUAAGUUGUUAUAUGAGAUUAACAUUGUUAGUAAGUUUCUCCAAGCAGAAAAUAUGGAUAUUGAUAUUGCUAUUAGACAAUUAAAAGGACUUAUUUCUUCUCUCCAAGAGUUUAGAGAAUCUGGAUUUGAUCAAGCAUUAAUUGAAGCUGAACAUAUUGCAAGUGAAAUGGGAAUUGAACCUAUUUUUCGAGAAAAACGCAUCAUCCGAAGAAAGAGACAAUUUGAUGAGAUCAAUAGUGAAGAGGUAACCCAAUCUCCUAAAGAAUCUUUUCGAGUUAAUUACUUCCUAUUUAUAAUUGAUCAAGCUCUUUCUUCACUUCAAACUCGGUUUGAACAAUUUCAAAAAUAUGAAGAAACAUUUGGAUUUUUAUUUAGUUUAGAGAGAUUGAAGUAUAUUGAUGAUGAUAGUCUCUUACACUCAUGUGUCAAUCUUCAAGAGUCUUUAACACAUGAUGGACACUCUGAUGUUGAUGGAUCAGAUUUAUAUUUAGAACUAAAGUUGUUAAGACACUCAUUACCAAGAGAAUCAAAAAGAGCGAUUGAUGUGCUGAAUUAUUUGAAGAAAAUGGAUAGUUGUUAUCCAAAUGCUUAUAUUGCUUAUCGAAUUUUGCUGACUAUACCAGUUACAGUUGCAUCUGCUGAAAGGAGUUUUUCCAAGUUGAAAUUGAUCAAAACUUAUCUCCGAUCAACUAUGUCGCAAGAAAGACUAAAUGGCUUGGCUAUGUUAUCUAUCGAGAAAAAAGUGGUUGAGAAAGUUGAUUAUGCUAACUUAAUCAAUACUUUUGCUUCUAAAACUGCGAGGUGA
This is a messenger RNA of Zingiber officinale, 2313 nucleotides long. Its product is annotated as zinc finger MYM-type protein 1-like. The transcript has 2 exons. Gene Ontology annotation, molecular function: protein dimerization activity. The record is from RefSeq and is a predicted model, not a curated record. NCBI's taxonomy places the organism in Eukaryota, Viridiplantae, Streptophyta, Magnoliopsida, Zingiberales, Zingiberaceae. The coding region runs from base 1 to 2313 and encodes 770 amino acids.